Gasterosteus aculeatus aculeatus (three-spined stickleback) is the source of this 4523-nucleotide messenger RNA. Its product is annotated as phosphatidate phosphatase LPIN2. Gene Ontology annotation, molecular function: transcription coactivator activity; phosphatidate phosphatase activity. Gene Ontology annotation, biological process: triglyceride biosynthetic process; fatty acid catabolic process; cellular response to insulin stimulus. Gene Ontology annotation, cellular component: cytosol; nucleus; endoplasmic reticulum membrane. Lineage: Eukaryota; Metazoa; Chordata; Actinopteri; Perciformes; Gasterosteidae. The record is from RefSeq and is a predicted model, not a curated record.
UGUUGCUGUUCAUACGAUUCUGGCAUUUCUCAGAAAUGUCGCGUUUGUCCGAUUAAACCCUCGGGUCGUGUCCCUUAAACGCACCGUAUGUGUUAAAUACUUUGUUAUACCGAAUGAGUCACGUGUGAAGGUGCUUUUUGCAGAUUGGACUACAUUUAUAUGAAGGAGGUAGAUGCUUUAGAACCUGCUGUAGAACCUCACACGUACGGAGCAGCUUUAAUCACUGCACUGUGUUAAACAGUACACACAAAUAGGGAGGAUUCUGAUGUCAGUGUGCUGCAUUACAUCUUAAUUGUAAGCAAGUGUUAUAACUGCUGUGCAUAGAACUGACUGAGCAGUAACAGUGGAAGUAUCCAAGUAAUUGUAAAACAUGGUAUUUGGGCUGAAAUAAAGACAGAGUUGACGACCCAAUUGAAACUGUUGAUAUCUAAAACAAGGUGACAAUAGUUGUAGCUGAGGGAAAAACACAGUGAGCAUACUGGUUCGACCCCGGCUGGCUCAGACUCACGUUGUCCUCGUGGACGCGUUGGGACAAACGUGCCGAGACAGGGAAAGCUAGAUUUGUUCUAAUCUCGCAAACAGGAUUAACACCUCUUAAGGUCCCCUCGGAGUGUCGCCGAGGAGUUCUGGCUGCACUGGAUUUGCGUCACCGAAGGGCCGGCCCGUUUUGUAAUAUGGCACAAAAAAUAAAGCGUUAGGAGUUUGUUUGGCCUUUGUUAAAAUAAAUGUACCGGUUCCAUGCAGGCUGUGUUAUUGCCUCGAGACAGAGUGAAACUAUUAUGUCAUCGCAUUUCGCUUCCUGUGAAUGUACAACCACGAAAUGGAAGCACAAAACAACCGCCUCUGCUUCUAAAAGUUGCUUUCGUUAUAUCGGAUUUGACCUUGAAAACUCAGAAUCCGCUUCCUCGCCUUUGACCCGUCCUCGUCAUUGGGCUUCGCCUGUCGGGUGGACACCAUGAACUACGUGGGGCAGCUGCUGGUGACGGUGAAGGAGCUGUACAAGGGGAUCAACCAGGCCACGCUGUCGGGCUGCAUCGACGUGGUGGUGGUCCGGCAGCCCGACGGGACGUUCCAGUGCUCCCCUUUCCACGUCCGCUUUGGGAAACUGGGAGUGCUGCGCUCCAGGGAGAAAGUAAUCGAUAUAGAAAUCAACGGGGAACCUGUAGAGCUGCACAUGAAGCUUGGAGACAAUGGAGAGGCCUUUUUUGUCCAGGAGACGGAGCAGCACAACGAGAUCGUUCCGGCCCACCUGGUGACCUCCCCCAUCCCCACAGAGGAGGCCCUGUUGAGGAGCAGAGAACCCAGAUGUGGCGGCUCUGCGUCGGAGAGCGCUCAGCCUCGGAGUCCAGAGGACCCGUCCUCUGGAAGCAUCCAACCCUGCUCCAACACGGCCGGCAAGAAGAAGAGGAGGCGCAGAAAAAAGCACAAGGCCGAGCCGCGGAAGGAGGGCCAAACCACACCCGCGGGCGGGGAGCUGGAGCUGUGCGAGCUCAGCUCAGACGAGGAGAACAGUGGGCACAAUGGAGGGGCAUCGGCGCUCACCCUGAUGAAGGACCCCAUGGACCACAGGCAACAUUCCACCCCGACGGGCCUGGAAUGGGACAGCUACCCUUUCUCGGAUGGAGACUGGUCCCCUGGCUCAGGCAGGGAGGGGUCGGAGCCCACGUCGCCCAAGAGCGACUCUGAGCUGAUGGUGAAGCCGGCGGAGAGCAUGCACAGGGCCGAGUCCCACAUGCAGUGGACCUGGGGGGAGUUCCCCGAAUCCACCCGGGUCACCAAAAAGGACAAACCAGAGGCAAAGAUGCUGACCAUCACUCCCUCUGAGAACACACAUUUCAGGGUUAUCUCCAGCACAGAAGCCGUGGAGGAAAGGGAAGGAGAGGGAACCACACAUCUCAUUUGCGGUAUCAUAAAACCAGAGCCGCGGACCAUUCCGAUCGAUCGGCCCACCUGCGAGCCGCGGGUCGCCGAGCAGAGGGCGGACCUUUCCGAUUCGAGGUCCAGGUUGACCUCCGAGCCAUGUCCCGCUGACCUCGACCUCAGGCCGACCCCCGCACAGGCGACCCGGUGGAAGUCUUCGCCGCCCAGCCGCAGGGCCAGCGGCUCCGCUGCCGCCUCCGCAGGUGCCGUCGCUGAAGACUCAGCGGCGGUUUGUCCCGACACCCCCUCGAAGCCCACCGACUCGCCCGUCAAACAGAGGGGUGUGAGGAAGAGGAGCCAACACCAGGGGCCUGAAGACAUUUACCUGGAUGACCUGACCGCACUUGAUCCAGAUGUUGUUGCCCGGUACUUCCCAAAAAGUGAGUCCGAACAGGUUCCUAGAGACUGGGUGGAGAUGGGGAGGCGCUCUGGAUCCCAGUCUCCCCAGUCUGUGGGCAGCGCAGCGGCCGACAGCGGCACCGAGUGUCUGUCGGACUCGGCCGGAGACCUCCCCGACGUCACGCUGUCGCUGUGUGGGGGCGUCGGGGAGAACUCGGAGAUCCCUAAAGAAAGGUUCAUGGAGCACAUCAUCUCCUACAAUGAAUUUGCAGAGAAUCCAGCAAUAAUCGACAAUCCCAAUUUGGUGGUAAAAAUUGCAAACAGAUAUUACAACUGGACUCUGGCAGCACCGUUAAUACUUAGUAUGCAGGCUUUUCAGAAGAACCUUCCAAAGGCUACAGAGGAGGCCUGGGUGAAGGAGAAGAUGCCCAAAAAGUCCGGGCGCUGGUGGUUCUGGAGAAAGAGCAGCAUAAAGCAGUUGUCAUUAGAGACCAAGUCAGAGAACCAGGAGUCUCUGACCAGAGAGAGUCCCGCCCCCCACCAGGCGCCAGAAACACAGCAGAAAGCAGCCGAGUGGUCCAGCGACGACGAGACUAAAGAGCUGAAGGCUUUGCCUCCGCCGCCCGCUGAGCAGCCAGAAGGCCCGGCGCCGGCUCUUCACUCCUACAAGAAGUCUCUCCGCCUGUCUUCUGACCAGAUAGCCACCCUGAAGCUAAGGGAGGGGCCCAAUGACGUCACCUUCAGCAUCACCACCCAGUACCAGGGGACGUGUCGCUGCGAGGGCACCAUCUACCUGUGGAGCUGGGACGACAAGGUCAUAAUCUCCGACAUCGACGGCACCAUCACCAAAUCAGAUGUGUUCGGUCAGAUUCUCCCUCAGCUCGGCAAAGACUGGACUCACCAAGGCGUCGCCAAGCUUUACCACUCAGUGCACGAGAAUGGCUACAAGUUCCUGUACUGUUCGGCCCGAGCGAUCGGCAUGGCUGACAUGACCCGAGGAUAUCUGCACCGGGUGAACGACAGAGGGACCCUCCUGCCUCAGGGACCCCUCAUGCUCUCCCCCAGCAGCCUCUUCUCGGCCUUCCACAGAGAGGUCAUCGAAAAAAAGCCAGAGAAGUUCAAGAUCGAAUGCCUCGCGGACAUCAAGAACCUGUUCUUCCCCAACGCACAUCCCUUCUACGCAGCCUUCGGAAACCGAGAAAGCGACGUGUUCGCCUACAAGCAGGUGGGCGUGCCCGUGUGCCGGAUCCUCACGGUGAACCCCCGAGGCGAGCUGAUCCUGGAGCAGGCCAGAGGCAAUAAAACAUCGUACAGCCGGCUGAGUGAGCUGGUGGAGCACGUCUUCCCCCUGCGGAGCUCGCGGCACAGCGCCACCUUCAGCUGCCCCGAGUUCAGCUCCUUCUGUUACUGGAGGCAGCCGAUCGCAGCGGCGCGUCCGGAGGAGCUGCUCUGACUCGGACGCGCGUCCACGAGUUCAGUGAGUCACUAACAGAGCUGGAUUAUGACGGAACCAUUUUAGCAUUGUCCAUUUAGUGGGUCACUGGACCUUUGGGAGUAUUCCCAUCAUGCACCUGCAUUCCUCGUGCUUGAGCUACACAGCUGAGGUGUUCUUGAAGACGCUGUUGGCAGAUUAGAAAGCCAACGUAUGACACGUCAGUUUCAUAGUUUUUUUUUUUGUUACAGGGUUUAUGAGAAGAAAUUCCCUAAAAGUGCUAAAAUUGGCCACUUGCUUAAUAUGUACGGAGUAAAAUUAUACUAAGCUGUCAAAAAAAAGCAACAUGAACAGUGUUUUCAUCCAUUUAAGGCCUUAUUCACCCUUUUUAUUGGUUUUAUUUAAUGUCUUACAUCUUUGCUCCAAAGCUUAAUGGUUUUGCACUAUUACCCUUGAAAGGACAAACUGGGAAAUUAUUUGGCUUGUACAUAAUAAUUGCAUAACUGCACUUUGUGUACAUGGAAUACUGCUGCUAUUUGGGGUUACGUCAUUUUCCCAAAUCAGGAUUGUUUUGAUUUUGCCAUUGUGAAAAGUAUAGUAAUGUAAUACAUAUUUCUGUUUUCAUCCUUCUAAUGCUCAGUAACAGCUGCAAUUCACUUUAAAGCAUUCUUUCUAUGAAAGUGAUCAACUUUAAGGAGUAUUUCCAUACUUUGCAUUUGUUAACCGGUGACAGAUGAGCUCAGGAAAAACUGUUUAAAGUCAUUUAUAGUGUAAAGUAUGAACUCUGUAUUACAUGUAUUGUAUUAGUAUUCAAUUAAACUGUUGACUCAAA